Messenger RNA from Aspergillus pseudonomiae, 4122 nucleotides. RefSeq lists its product as uncharacterized. The record is from RefSeq and is a predicted model, not a curated record. Bases 1 to 4122 code for a protein of 1373 amino acids. Gene Ontology annotation, molecular function: catalytic activity; protein binding. Lineage: Eukaryota; Fungi; Ascomycota; Eurotiomycetes; Eurotiales; Aspergillaceae. Gene Ontology annotation, biological process: nucleoside metabolic process. The transcript has 2 exons.
AUGGCGUCUUUACCUUGCCCCCACGAUCGUAGCCAGUUCAGAAUCGUUAUUAUCUGUGCUCUGGAACUGGAGGCUCGAGCCGUGAGACCAGCCUUCAAUGAAAUUUACAACGUAAGGGAGCACCCACGUUUGGGGAAGGCGCGUGGUGAUCCAAAUUCUUACACGAUUGGGCGGAUGGGACUGUACUAUGUGGUCCUGGCACACAUGCCCGAAGCUGGGAAGGCAUCUGCAUGCAGUGUGGCCAGCAAUGUCACCCGCAGCUAUUCUAACAUUGAGAUGGGCUUCUUGGUUGGUAUCUGCGGAGCCGUUCCAUUCAGGACAGACUCUAAUGCGAAUUGCCAAAAUGAGAGGAUAUCGUUGGGUGACGUGAUUAUCGCAAACGGGGUCAUUCAGUAUGAUCUGGGGAGAGAAACAGACACAGGCUUUUUCCGAAAGGACACUUACCACGAUACUCUGGGAAGACCCACUACGGAGAUCAGGACAUUCCUAUCCAAGGUCCGUGCGAACCUUGAAUACUUGGUGGAUCCCUUACAUGCUCACUUUCGUACCAUUUACCAAUUCGUCAUGACCGCAAAUUCGGGACAACAGCAGAGCAUGACGAACUACAGUGGACACUCUGGACAGGUACCUUGCGAUGUAGUUAUGGGUAACUCUCCUGAAGAUCCCGAGCAACGUCCGCCAUAUGUGCAUUUUGGUCUGAUGGUAUCAGCCGACAGGGUCCUGAAAUCUGCGAGGGUUCGCGACAAACUAGCAAAAGACGAAGAUGUCAUCGGGUUCGAAAUGGAGGCAGCGGGAGUAUGGGCAAAUAUCCCUGUAAUAGUCGUGAAGGGUGUAUCCGAUUAUGCCGAUGCCAAUAAGGAUGAUAGGAUGCAACGCGUCGCAGCCGUAGCAUCCGCAGCUUGCAUGAGAGCACUUGUUGAUGAAUGCCCGAUAUCCACCUUGUCUGCGUCGUCACGAAAUGCUGAAGUAUCCGCUCUAGACAUAAAUCGACAAGUUAUUGAUUGUCUGGAUUUCGACCGGGCCACGUAUCGUCGGGAGGACAUACACACAGCGGUUGAAAAGACUUGUGAAUGGAUAUUUCAAAAGGAAGUUUAUCAAUCCUGGAUGGACGAUACGCAAUUAGAUCGACACGAAGGCUUUCUGUGGAUCAAGGGUGGCCCUGGUACUGGGAAGUCCACUUUGAUGAAGUUCAUAUUGACCGAGGCAGAAAGGUCCAGAAGAUACACUAUCACCCUGUCUUUCUUCUUCCACGCCUCUGGAAUGACUCUACAAAAGUCGCAGGCUGGGAUGUAUCGUUCGCUGUUGUACCAGUUUCUCAAGGCCGAUGGGACCCCAGACCGAUGUAAAGAAGAGUUUCUGCGUGCUGUUGGAAAAAUGAGUAGAAGUGAUCCUACAGCUAACCGCUGGGAUACCGAAGACCUGAAACAUCUACUUUUGCGCAUGAUGGACGUCCUAAGCAAUGGCCUUGUCAAUCACCUUGUACUUUUCCUGAUCGACGCUAUUGAUGAAUGUGAGAUCAACAAGGAAGACACCCUGAAGAUGAUUGGCUUUCUUCGGCAGAUAAAAGGUAAUGUCAGCGGAAAGCAACUCAGUUUGAGAUUCUGCUUAUCGAGACGGUAUUAUAAGUACGUGGAUCCCAGACCAGGGAAACUCUUGGAGCUGGACCGCUUGAAAGAACACCAGCUUGACAUUGAGAGAUAUGUGGGACAGACACUCAGAUUUACGAAUUCAAGAAUCAGAAAGCAAAUCUGUGCGAAGUCAGCUGGUGUGUUCCUAUGGGUCAAGCUUGUGGUUGACAGUUUAAAUGACGAUUUCGACAAGGGCAACGUGCACGAUGUGCAAACAAGACUGGAAAAGAUCCCGCAGGGAUUAGACAACCUUUAUACUGAGCUACUUGGACGAGACAAUCGACCAAGCGAAGAGCUUAUCCUCUUCUUCCAGCUCAUUUUGUUCUCCUCGCGACCUUUGACGCAAGAGGAACUGUACUUUGCACUAUUCUUCAGAAAGAUUGCCCUAGUCAAGAGGGAUACUUCACAUACGGAUGGGAUCUUCAAAAUGUACAUCCUCGAUGUCUCGAAGGGACUUGCUGAAGUGACUGCUAGUAGCCCAACCAAAAGCACAGUUCAGUUUAUUCACGAGUCAGUUCGAGAAUUCAUGCUUGGUUGGUUUAAGUUGGAACCUAGCCUUGGAAAAAACGUCAUAGGAUUCUCUCAUCAACACCUAGGAGUCCUGUGCUUCGACUACGUCCGUUACUUCAGGCUAGGGAACCGAGAUUUUAAACAUUUUAUGCAUCUCAUGCGGCAAAAAACAUACUCCGUGUCUGUUAAUAACGUGAUAAAGAAUAACAUUCCUUUCUUUGGUUACGCAGUGCUCAAUCUUUUCUAUCACAGCAAUGAAGCCCAACGCCACGAUGUUAAACAAAGCGAAUUUCUCAGGGGAUUCUCCGCUGUGUUUGACGGAGGCUUUUCCAACUUCCUAUUCUACUAUAAUUCAGCCUUGGCUAACACAAAAGACUGGUACAACGACGACGCAACGUUUUUGCACUUCCUCUGUGAUAAGUGUUUGAGGCAUCUUGUCCGUCAAGAGGUCCUGAAUGGAUCGCAUGCCUGGCAAGAGUCUGGCAAGCGUGGCUGUCCGAUGAGUACUGCAGUAUACAAUAGUGACCUGUAUACCAUACGAACUUUGCUGGGAUGCACACCGGAUUAUUCUGGCUCUGGCAGCUAUUGCAAUGUUCUGGAAGACACCAUAGUGGUUCAAAGUAUGAAACGAUUCUUGGAAGCAAUACCCCAGGGCUAUAAAGUACUGAAGAGCAAUAAAUUACCUCAGGGCAUUGACAUACCGACGUUGUUGCUCAAAUACGCUGUGGACGGUGCGAAUGUCGCUGUUUUAACCUUGCUGUGGUGCACAGGACUGUUUGACUUCAACCAAGAAUCAGUUUAUGGAGAGACCCCGUUGAAUUGGGCACUCGAAAAGCGCCCAGCCUUUCUGGUCUACCAUCUGUUGAAUUACGAAAAAGACGGCAUCAAGGUUGAUAUCAAUAAACCGACGCAUGGCAAUCCGCCACUGAAAUUAGCCAUUCAGAGCAAGCACGAAAGAGAAGAAAAAAUAAACAUGCUACUUCGCCACGGCAGUUUGGAUCGUUCGUGUCUGGAUGCGAGACAGUGUAAUGCUUGCCAUUGGGCAGUACAUAUGAAUGAUGAAGGGCUACUGAGACGCUUGAUCGACUUAGGAUUUCAGAUGAACCAUCGGGGUGUCAAAGGACGCAGCCCUCUUUCGCAUGCAGCGGAGUUUUGUAAGGUCAGAAUGAUGGACAUUCUACUCGCGUCAGAUCCAACUCAGGGGGACGAGAAGGAUGCGGACGGAAGAAGCCCUCUAUCAUGGGUAGCAGCCUGUUGUUUCCCCGAAGAAAAGGAGGCCGUCAGUGACCCAGAAGCAAAACACCUCCUUCAAAGACGAUCUUUAGAGACGCUGCUGAGAUUCAAAGUCGAUGUGAAUUCCGAGGACAGGAAUCAGAGAACGCCGCUAAUGUGGGCAGUCGCAGCAGGUAAUCGAACAGCUGUCCAGUUACUCUCAUCCCAUAAGGACACCGAUAUCAACUGCUGUAGCAGAUUUGAAGAAACACCACUCGUCAUUGCCAUCAUGAAAGGGGAUCCAGAGAUCGUUAAAAUUUUACUACAAACUAGCAGGGCCGAUGUCAAUUUAGGAGAUAUCAACGGUCGAACACCUCUAUCAUGGGCCUUUGGCCCAUGGCACCCUUUGAGAAAGGACAAAGCACAAAUCAGCCAUUGCCGCAACCCUAGCAUUGCCAGGUUACUUUUCGAAUCAGGGGCGGACCUGAACAUUACAGACACUUUUAAGCAUACACCACUGUGGUGGGCUCAGUCGUACGAUGUUCUACUGGCAAGGGGCAAUCCAGAAAUUCAAAACUAUCAUGACUCCCCUCUCACCGUUUUGUCAGACUACCUUUCAUCAUUAGAGAUAAUGAGGGCGCUUCAAAUGCCCACUCACGACGAAGCCAAAUUCAAGUGUGAGAUCCGGCUCAUGUGGCUGGUUUGCGAAAAAUUCGGAUUGCAGGCCAAGUACCCCUGGACGUCUGAAAUUGGGAUAGCUAUCCUAGAUUGA